AUGUUUCAGUGGCUCGAGAGCUUCCCUUUUGGCUUCGACAGAAACAAUCGCUCGACUUGGAAUGAGAACCAUUUACCCACACACAUCAAAGGAGGAAUGUACCAUGGAUAUAGAGUUCAGCAUGAGAACUUUGUAUGGGAGGCUCGAACAGAGGCGGGAGUGAUCGAAGCCUUCGCAAAGCUGUGGGGGACAGACAAGCUUCUUGUCUCCUUUGAUGGAAUAAAUAUUACGCUUCCAUGUGGUACUGCUCUUCCACAAACGCAACCCUGGCCUCAUAUCGACCAGAGCCCGCUGCGAGAGGGUAUGCAGUGUGUUCAGGGUAUCCUCAACUUUGCACCAAAUGGUCCUCAAGAUGGGGGUCUUCUUGUCAUGAAGGGGUCUACGAAGCUUAUGCCUGCAUUUUUCAGAACUCAUUCUGGCACAAUUGGCCGAGAAACCUGGGGUCCUAGCGAUUGGUUUGGCUUUGAUGAAAGUGAAGUGAAGUGGUUUGAGGAAAGAGGCUGUGAGAUUCAUAAGGUAAAUGCUGAAGCCGGAGACCUUAUCCUCUGGGAUUCACGCACUAUGCAUUUCAAUUGUGUCCCGUCCUCUCAGAAUCUACGCGCCCUUGUUUGUGAGUUUUCUACUCCUGUCUAA
Penicillium arizonense is the source of this 633-nucleotide messenger RNA. RefSeq lists its product as uncharacterized. The coding region runs from base 1 to 633 and encodes 210 amino acids. NCBI's taxonomy places the organism in Eukaryota, Fungi, Ascomycota, Eurotiomycetes, Eurotiales, Aspergillaceae. The record is from RefSeq and is a predicted model, not a curated record. The transcript is spliced from 2 exons.